AAAGUGUGUGUGUGUGUCUGUGUUUAUAUAUAUAAACAGUUCCGCCUUGUCCCUAUAUAAAAGCCAUUUAAGCAAGCACAUUGUCAUCACUAUAUAUCCCACUCAUCUAUAAUCUCUGAAAUCUCUGACUUUAAAAUGAGUAGCCGCAGCCUCACAAGUUUAAUCCUCAGUUUCACCAGCGUCAUCAUCUUCUUGUUCUUCGUCGUUCCUUCUAAUGCAACUCAAACCCAUGAACCAGUUUCAGAGAUUCUCAGAAGCCACCAUUUUUUCCUGCACAAAGCUUCUGAAUUGAAAUCCCAAUUGCAAAAAUUCCAAGAAACCCAAUUCCACCCAUCAACCCAUUUAAUCGUAGCAGGAAUUCUCUCCUUCAUAGCUUCCUCCAUCUCCAGUGCUGGUGGAAUAGGAGGAGGUGGGAUCUUCAUACCAAUACUCACCAUUAUCGCUGGCUUAGACCUCAAAACAGCUUCGAGUCUGUCGGCUUUCAUGGUCACAGGGGGUUCUGCUGCGAACGUUUUGUGCAAUCUGUGUCCUAUAUUUGGUGGGAAGACAUUGACUGACUAUGACAUAGCUCUUUUAUCAGAACCUUGUAUGCUGCUAGGAGUGAGUGUUGGGGUUAUCUGCAACCUCGUUUUCCCCGAGUGGCUGAUAACCAUUCUGUUUGCUGUUUUUCUGGCUUGGUCUACGGCCAAGACUUGCAGAAGUGGGGUUAUGUUUUGGAAGACUGAAUCAGAAGAGAUUAGCAGGAAGAAUAUCGUUGGGUUCGGGGAAGUCGAUGAGAAAGGGACGGUACAAGAAAAUAAUGGAGAUUUGAAGAGUUUUAAAGAGCCUCUUCUGGGUUAUCGUCAUCAAGAGAAUUCCAGAUUGGAGCUUCCUUGGCUCAAACUAGGACUUCUCCUUUUGAUCUGGCUUUCUUUCUUCUUCCUCUAUCUUCUUCGCGGCAAUAAGUACGGACAGAGUAUAAUUCCAAUGGAGCCAUGUGGUGUGGUAUAUUGGAUUAUCUCAUCAGUUCAAGUACCUCUUGCUGUAAUUUUCACUUAUUGGAUUGUGUCCAGAAAAGAAAGCCAUCAAGAUCAACAUCUAAUAAGCCAGGGCCAGGAUUUGACUGUAAAUGGACCAUCUGAUAAGCUUAUCUUCCCAUUAAUGGCACUACUAGCGGGUGUUCUGGGUGGUGUCUUUGGAAUUGGAGGUGGAAUGCUAAUAAGCCCCCUUCUUCUUCAAGUUGGAAUAGCACCUGAGGUGACAGCAGCAACCUGUUCUUUCAUGGUUUUCUUCUCUUCUACAAUGUCGGCAUCGCAGUACCUGUUGUUAGGCAUGGAACACACAGAGACGGCACUAGUAUUAGCGAUUAUAUGUUUUGUGGCAUCAAUGCUUGGGUUACUGGUGGUGCAGAGAGCAGUUCACAAGUACGGAAGAGCAUCCUUGAUAGUUUUCUCAGUUGCUAUAGUUAUGGCUUUAAGCAUUGUUCUAAUGACCACCUUUGGAGCCAUUGAUGUUUGGAGGGACUAUAAAUCUGGAAGAUACAUGGGAUUCAAACUGCCCUGUUAGGAGUUUACGCUACUAUGUUUAGUUCAGUUUUGUCAUAGCCUGCUAGACU
Messenger RNA from Neltuma alba, 1594 nucleotides. Its product is annotated as sulfite exporter TauE/SafE family protein 5. Gene Ontology annotation, cellular component: Cul4A-RING E3 ubiquitin ligase complex; membrane. Gene Ontology annotation, biological process: protein ubiquitination. The coding region runs from base 136 to 1545 and encodes 469 amino acids. Lineage: Eukaryota; Viridiplantae; Streptophyta; Magnoliopsida; Fabales; Fabaceae. The record is from RefSeq and is a predicted model, not a curated record. The transcript has 4 exons.